Messenger RNA from Colius striatus (speckled mousebird), 6464 nucleotides. RefSeq names its product SPHK1 interactor, AKAP domain containing (gene SPHKAP). Gene Ontology annotation, cellular component: cytoplasm. The transcript is spliced from 12 exons. The record is from RefSeq and is a predicted model, not a curated record. NCBI's taxonomy places the organism in Eukaryota, Metazoa, Chordata, Aves, Coliiformes, Coliidae. Gene Ontology annotation, molecular function: protein kinase A binding. The coding region runs from base 57 to 5060 and encodes 1667 amino acids.
GCAAGGUUUUGAAAGCUGAUUCUCCUUGUUCAAGAUGCAACUUUGAAUCUCCACUGAUGCAUGAAGUCCCAGAGCACCAAGGCAGCAGCCCAGACAGUUCGGCAAGCAGUUUGGGAAGCUCUGUCACAGCAUGUAAGAAGAUUCUCUGCAGUAACAGUCUGCUAGAAUCGACAGACUACUGGCUGCAGAAUCAGAGGACACCAUGCCAAAUUGGCUUUCUGGAAGACAAGUCAGAAAGCAACUGUGCCUCAGUUUGUUUUGUGAAUUUAGAUGCAAGCAGAGAUGAUUGCAGCGAUGAGCGAGUGAAACAGAGGUUGAUCGACGUCUCUCCAAACCUCCCCAAACUCAUCAGUUCGAUGAAUGUACAGCCACCAAAGGAAAAUGAAAUAGUUCUGCUGAGUGGAUUAGCAUCAGGAAACCUUCAGGCUGAUUAUGAAGUUCCCCAGUGUCCUUGGCUGGCAGAUGUCUGCUUGGUUCAGUGUGCGAGGGGAGACAGGAAAAACAGUGCAAGCUGCAUCAUUUUUGAAAUAAACAAGUUUCUGAUUGGGCUUGAACUCGUUCAGGAGAGACAGCUGCAGAUAGAAGCUCAUGUCUUAAAGCCUGAGGAUGACACAAACUGCUCCGUGUCCUCAAUAGAAGAAGAUUUCCUCACAGCAUCUGAGCACCUCGAGGAUGACAACGACGCUGAUGAAUGUAAAACUGGCCAUGAAAAAUUAAGUGCUUCAGAAGCAUCUUCAGAUGUCAAAAAAAAUAGAGGGAAGGGAUUCGAAAAUCUCCAGUACAGAAAAGCCAGGUUGCCUUUCAUCCUUGAAGGGAACUGCAUUAAUAAAGAUAAUGCAGCUACUAGAGUAUCCGAAGCUGUGAACAUUGUGGCUGAAGAUGGAAGCUUACAACCUGAAGAUAAGUCAGAUCAGGAAAUACUGUGGCAGAAGGAAUUAGCAGGAAGAGCUACUUCAUCCUUUAGUACUACUAAAUUGACUGAAGAGGUUGAAAAUUCCUGCUCAGUGCUUGUGUUAGAAGAUGUAUCUUUAACCAAAAUGGCUAAAGAGGAGCUGGGGCCUCUGUAUGACCCAACAGCAAAACACAGCAGUAAGACAGAUGGAGAGGAUUGUGCAGGUAUCAGGAAGACUGAUCCUCCCUCGCAAAAUGAGCAGGCAACUGCAGGUCAGUAUGCCACAAAUUUAGCAGAAUCUGUUCUGCAAGAUGCAUUCAUUAGGCUCUCACAGUCUCAACCCACUUUUAGUGAGGAGGCUGCAGUCAGCAUCUCCACAGAAGGCUCCUGUAAGUCAGAAGAUAUAUCUGCUUCCCGAUCAUGGAGUGAACUUCCAAAGAUUGUCAUAGUGCAAAGUCCAGAUAGUUCUGAGAAUAUAUCUGACUGGCCAGUGUCUGCCUUCCCCAGCCUAUGCCACUGGGCUGAAUCAGAAAGUUCUGCUGAAGUUUCAGAUUACUUAGAGGAGGAACGUUCAAAUGGACACGGUCAGAGCACACUGGAAGCGGCUCUGGCUUGUGCAGCCACUGUUAUUGGAACCAUUUCCAGUCCCCAGGCUGCAGAAAAAUUCAGACAGGAUCAAGAAGCCACAGACUCUAAAGGUGGAGUGCUUGAUAAUGAAGAGCUACACACAGCAUCCUCACAGCUUGAUAACUGUGCUGGCACAGAAUAUUCAUUUCCAUCUGCGCUGUGUGGCAUGACUCAAGUAGCAAGUGCAGUAGCUGUCUGUGGUUUGGGAGAAACAAAGGAAGAUAACUACCCUGCAACUUCGAGUGGACUUCUGUCUGCUGCUCAGACUUCUGCAGCCAUUACUCUUCAUUGUAGCAUAGCUAUAGGAAGCAGCAUGGAAAAACUAAAUGAUAGCAUUGCACAGGCACUUCUCAAAGAGGCAUCAAGAAUUUUGACAAAGCCCAACACAUACAAAAAUGUAGGGCAUUUUAUGGAAUCUAUGAAUGCAAAAAUUAUUCAAACAGCAGCAAAGCCACGGAUUCACCACACUGAUGAAGCAGUCAGGGAUGAACUUGCACAAAACUUAUCCAAUAUUAUUCUACGACAUUCUAUUGAAGAGGUUAGGAAGAAGAGGCAGCUACACCCCCACUCAGAAAACGGCUCAAGUACACAAGACAUUUUCAUGGAUACUGUAAAUGAGUUGCUUUUUAACAUAAUACAUUUCACUUCCAAGAAGAUGAAUGACAUAAGACAAGUCGAAGAGUGUUCUCCUCUCUUUUCCGAGGGCACGAAAACAGAUAAAGUAACAAGAGCAGAAGGAUGGUCAACACAGGCAUGUGACCCUUCACACAGCCCCCUCGAUCACUCUGCCGUUAAGGCAUUUGGUAUGUCCUACACCACUAGUGCAAGCAAAGAUCUUGGAAAUGUCACAAACACUAGGAAAAGUCACAUGAAAGAUGUAAACAGCAAGGAAAGUGUCACACUGCAUUCAGAACCAGCAAGCAGAGCUACAGGGCAUAACACACUUGUUGCGAAAACAUCUCCCAAGAAAAGAUACCUGAAAAGAACCGCACGAGACUGUUACAGAUCCCCAGAUCAAAGUAACAAUCAUCAGAAGAGAAAAGAGAACACCUUUGCAAACAAUGAAUGCAGGCAUGGUGUCCAAGAACAGUUGUCUUCCAGUGCCACCACGAAUGCAGAAAACCAGGCCAUGUGUAACUGUGAUGCUGUGCUGAGUAAUGAUGUUCAGGUUAGCUUGUCUUUAUUAGGUAAUCACGUCUUGCUUCCUUCUCAACCUGUGAUACAGGUAAAACAUUCAAGGGACAAGUAUUGUAUAGCUGAUUUUGCAGAAGAGUUGGCGGAAACAGUUGUAUCUAUGGCAACGGAAAUAGCUGCCAUUUGUCUAGAAAAUUCAAAUGGAAAGCAACCCUGGUUCUGCGCAUGGAAGAGAGGCAAUGAAUAUCUGGUGACCCAGAGUUUAUCAUGCAGAACCAUGAAAAGGAAAAAGGAAACCCAUGCUAAUGGUUCAGUUGUUCGGAAGCACAGGGCACCUAGACUUAGUGAGAUCAAAAGAAAAACAGAUGAGCAUCCUGAGCUCAAGGAAAAAUUGAUGAAUCGAGUAGUAGAUGAAUCUAUAAACCUUGAGGACACACCAGAUUCAGUCAACAUAUUUGCAAAUGAAGUGGCUGCCAAGAUCAUGAACCUCACCGAACUCUCCGUGGUUGAUAGCAUCUGGCAAGGUCCAAACCACCCCAGGAACAGGCUGCACUGUGAAAGAUGGAGCCGAGCCAAGGCCUCAAGUUGUGAGAGCAUACCAGAGGAGGAUUUAGAUUCCAAAGCUUCUUUCAGUACCCUGGGCCUAAUAAAUGCCUUUGGUCAGCCUUUGAGCCAGACAAGUUCUGUCUCAAAGCAGUCUAGUUGUGAAAGCAUUACAGAUGAAUUUUCAAGGUUUAUGGUGAACCAGAUGGAAAAUGAAGGAAGAGGUUUUGAUUUAUUACUGGAUUACUAUGCAGGAAAAAAUGCAAACAACAUCUUAACUUCUGCUUUGCAACAGGUAGCCAAGAAAAAUGGUCAUCUUAAUGUAAGACCAAGUUGCCCAUCCAAACAGUCCAGCACAGAAAGCAUAACAGAAGAAUUUUAUAGGUAUAUGCUAAGAGAAAUAGAAAAGGAAAACAAAGACAAUGUAUCUUCCCCUCUGAAUUCAAAGGACUGGUGCAGCAAUUUGCUACCACCCUCUCUACGAUCUCCCUUUUGCUUUAGGCAAUCGUCAGUGCCUGACAGCAGAUCUGGCUCUAGGCUGACAGUCAAUGUCCCGGUUAAGGCAAAUUCCUUAGAUGGAUUUGCCCGCCAUCACCAAGAUUCCUUAAGCGUACAGCCAGUCAGUACUGUGGCUUCUUCAGGUCUUUGCAAGUCUGACUCCUGCCUGUACCAAAGAUGCAAGACUGACCAGAUCACAGACACGCUGAUUCACGAGACGUGGGCAAGUUCUAUUGAAUCUCUAAUGCGCAAGAACAAAAUCAUAGUGGAUGAGGCAGAAACUGCAGAGGGAGACCAGUUUCACAGUGAUUCCCCACCAUAUGUGGAACAAUAUGCAAACAGACUGGCUGCAAAUAUUGUUGAAAAUGGUAAAAACUUAAUUGUCGUCCAGCAAGAUUCCUUUGAUUAUACAAGCCAAGAACAUGUGCUGGAAAGCAAACAUCCCCAAAACGCAACUCAGAUUCAAUCAAAACCCAAAAGGAAUGGAAUAAAUUUGGAUGAGAAAAAAGAGCAUAUGAAAAGUCCUGGAUGCCUCCCUGCAGGUCAGCACAGGGAAGUGCCUUUAAUUCAAAUAGAAACUGAUCAAAGAGAUGAGCCAGAGAAAAACUCAGAGUCCUUAACUUCACAUAUUCCUUCUGGAAAGGAGCAUCAAAGCAAGGAGAGGCCUCCAGAAAAUUUUGAUGGGAAGCACACGGUUUCCAGUUCCAUAAUAAAUAGCAACAGUCCUCAGAGCAGAUCGGAUGCUGAAAUCAUAGGAGAGACAAAAACAGCUGAAGAAUUUCCAAACCAUCUCAGCAGCAGUGAAGAAAGCACUGGCAGCUGGUCCCAGCUAGCUAAUGAUGAGGACAAUCCUGAUGACACAAGUAGCUACUUGCAACUCAGCGAGCGAUCCCUGAGCAAUGGCAACAGUAGUACAACUAGCAGUCUUGGCAUUAUGGAUCUGGAAAUUUAUCAGGAGAACGUGCCAUCUUCUCCUAUGAUUAAUGAAUUAGUAGAAGAAAAGGUUUUCCUUAAAGAACAGACAGAAAAUACAGAGGAAAGUACUUCUGGGCUUUCAGUGGGAACAGCUAAUUGUCAAAAAGACCUACUGGUGAUAAACUUUGAUCUGGAACCGGAGUGCCCCGAUGCAGAGCUGCGAGCCACCCUGCAGUGGAUAGCUGCUUCUGAACUCGGAAUUCCAACCAUCUAUUUUAAGAAAUCUCAGGAAAACAGAAUUGAAAAGUUUUUAGAUGUUGUGCAAUUAGUUCAACGGAAAUCCUGGAAAGUUGGGGAUAUCUUUCAUGCCGUGGUGCAGUACUGCAAGCUCAGUGAGGAAAGCAGAGAGAUGACACCGAGCCUGUUCGAUUGGCUUCUUGAAUUGGGUUAAGAAAGUCCACCCUUCAGCAUUUUUGGUUUCUUCCAGUUUAAAUAAGCAGUGGUUCGUGUAAUGCUCCAAUUUCUAAAUAUCACCAAAUGAGCACAUGUCUGUUCCACAACUGAACAAGGAGCAAAACGAAACCAAGGUGUAUUGUAUCUUUCUGUAUCAUGAGAGACUCUUGAUAUACUGUGCUAUAGAUGUACUGUACUAAGAGGGAAUGGAUUUGUAGCCUUCUGAAUGAAUGGGCUACACAGUAAAGGCUCAAUGAUGUAUAUGUUCCAUUUUCAUCAAUUUGAUUAUAUCAAUCAGUUAAAAUGGGAUAGUACAAUCACAUUCUGUUUUGGACCACCAAUAUUUGUACAGUUCAACUAUUAGAACCAGAGUUUGUUCCAGGAUGCCUAGACAGCCCUUUGUCCCUAGAUCAAACUUUUAAUUUUUUUUAAAUUCUCAUUAUCUGUUAAGGGGUAAAACCUUUUGAACAUUAAAUGCCUUUGCAGUUAGACAACACAAUGGAAAGCUGAUAAAAACACAUUUUACUUACUUUCCAUGUGAUUAUUUCUCUUUCAUAGUUGUUCCCAAUUCCUGUCUUCUUUUCAAGGAAAUAAAAUCAAGACUUGCAGUUACUACCCUUAAAAAACUCAUUCUCUUUCAAUUGGAGUCAGUGAAGUUCAUUGUUACUGCACAGAGUAUACCCCUGAACAAAGCUCUGGCAGUCAGGGCAGCAGGUCUCUGAGCCCUGUCCCCCAGACCUGCCACGUGACCUUGGGCGAGUUAUUUCACCUCUGUGCCUCAGUGUCCCUACCUGGUAAAAGGGAGUAAUGAUAGUACAAUCUGCUACAGAUCAGUUAAAGCAGUGAAAAAAACACUAUUUAAAUCAAAUAGGUUGUUAAUAAGGUGAAGAAAUGCAUAUCUGAGAAGAGUACCAUCACAUCAUAAAAGUCCUGAUGUUGAUUUUUGUAAUGUACAAGAAAGCAAAAUGAUUGUUAACAUUUCAGUAGACAUGCUUGUUCAUUCUGGAUCUAAGUGUUGGACUAUAUGUGGUAGUUCACAUUACUAUAACGUUUAUAACAUUGCUUGAUAAGAUAUACUAUGGUAUUGUCUUGUUGAGAUGAUCUGUUACUAUCAUGCACUUAAUGAUAUAUUCUCUUGACUCUGCCAAAGAGAUUGGUUUUGAAUAUAAAGGUGAAUAUACCUUAUCACAUCACAGCUCUUCUGUGAAGUAUUUCUUUGAAAAUAUUUGUCUUUCAUCUCUCCAUACCCAAACAGCAUAACAGAAAUUCUGCCUGCUUUUCACAAUAAAAUAUUUAAGAGAUGUUUUAUUUUCCAUAUAACAGUAUAUGCUUCUGUAAUAUUUCUUGGGGAGGGGGAAAAAAAGACCUAUCCUUUUGCACUAAAUAUUUUUGAAAAUUUUGA